CCCUGUUUGAGAACCAAGACAAUUUGAAACAUCGCUGAUCAACAACAGAUCAUGGAACCCAAUCAAGUCAAAGAAAUAGAGAAAGCCGUUUUGAAAUUCAGUAACGGCUCGACGCUUGUGGAAGGACUUCAAGGAUCGGUUGAGGUGGCUAUUUUGCCAAAUGGGAUUUCAAGUGUUCCUUUAGUUGUUGUGAAGUAUAAUACACACUUGUUGAUGUACCGUUCGGCCGAAGAUGGGAAAAGAUGGUCUUUGAUGGAUAAGAAAUUGAACGUGUUUGAUGCAAAGCUUGGACAUAAGAAGUGGUAUUUACCGAAACAAGGAUCUAUCGUCGCUAUAAAUGGAACAAGAUUCGAUACUUAUCGAUUGGACAGUACUGGAAAGAAAUUCGACCAACUGAAACAUGAAGACAAAUAUGGUGGAUUUUUUUUGGGAAACUUCCUUAUUGGCUCAGAUUUGGAUGCGCUGGUUCAAAAUGGUAAUGAGUGGAAUCUCAUGUCGUACAAGAAUUAUACGUGGAAGCAAGUGGACGUUGACAUUCCUUUCAAAAAUCAAACAAAAUGUGUGAUUCAAGUGAUUAACGAUUUUAACGCGGACAAAGAUGUGGUUCUGUUUGAAACGGAAAACCAUUUUGGUAUUUAUAAAGUUAACGAAGCGAAUCAAAUGGAAUGUAUCGCAAGAUGUGAACAAAUUAAGUUUUCGAGGGAUGCCAAGUAUAACAAAAUUGCGUUUGCGAAUUUCUCGGAUGUUACUGAAUUCAAAGACAUGCUACAUUUCAACACUACUGGAUUGAAUGUUUAUCGUUUCAACGACACUACCAAAACAUACGAACCUCAUUAUUACAGCAGUCUAUUUUCUAAGUUUCGAAAUUGGAAUGCCGAUCAUGUGAAUUCGUUGAUAGUGAAUGACGUGGAUAACAAUGGACGCGACGAACUUAUGUUCACUGCACCAGCUGGAUUUCAGGUGUUCAGAGCAGUUACUGACGACGAUGAUUUUUAUUUAGAAGAUGUAAUUCUGAAAAGUGUCAAUGAUAAACAUCGAUUUAUGAACUUGAAAGCUAUUCUAUCGAGUUGUGAUAAUGGAAAACAAUGUGCUAUAUUCCAAGGUGAUGGCAAUCUAUUGUCUAUGAACAUUGAAAGUAGUAAUAUGGCGUAUACCCUUCCACUGGAUAUUCAACGCAGGAACAUCGGACCGCCGGAAAUCAAGUUGAUAACACCUGCAGCGAAAUUCUCCCGCUGGUUGCAUGAGCAAUUAGAUCUGUCAGAAUUGCUACAACCGUUGAAUUCUCUAACCGGUAGGGUGGAACUUUCGAUACCGCUGGUACAACUAGACAAUCCCUUUGGGAUUAGUGUGAGAAAAAGUUUUCAAUAUAAAGAUGUCCCUGGCGAUAACUGUCUGGCACGCGGAUGGUCACUUCCCUUGGACUAUAUCGUGGUGGAUCCACAUGGAAGUAUUUUCGAGCAAGAUUUCCGCUAUGCCAUCGUGAGAAAUAAUUUACAAAUCAACCUGGUGCCAAACUUUGACAAAUCCACCGAUGAGGUCCCUUGCUUCGAAAUUCAACAAGGGAUGAUAUUGAAGUACUUCAAAAAGGAACAAAAAUGGGAAAUGGAAGACAAGGAGGAAUUGAUGACAUAUAUUUUUGGAAACCAUGGUUCCUUGAAGGGGUUGAGGUAUUCACAGGAAGAUAAAAACAAAACAUUUCCGAUUGCAUGGUACUUAGUUUCUGAAAAGGAUACAACGGGCAGCUUUGUUAAUUAUGAGUACGAUCUCAAAGAAGACAGCCCAAGACUUCGAAAGGUUUCGACAGAUCAGCGAUCGUUGGUGACAUUUCACUAUGAAAAGCAGAAAAUGCACAAAUUUACAGUUGAGACACAAUUCUACAACCAAAGUAUUUUCUUAAUAUACAAUGAAGAUAAGUUGACCGAAAUUAAACAGGACGGUUAUCUAUUGUUUGAAUUUGGAUAUGAAUCAGAGAAUAUGGUGAAAAUUGUGUAUCCAAAUGGAUUAACAUCUACUUUUGCUUAUAAAACGAUAACUUAUGCAAACAAGCAACCCAAUGAGCUUAAGUUACUUAGUGAGAACUUCUCGAUACAUUACGGGCCGGACUAUAGCGUUAUUGUAAUGGCCGCAUCUAACAACUCGUACGUCCAGCUUAACGUACGUGACGUACUCGGAGGAACCAACAGUCUGAAAACGUUCAAUACUACGUUGUCUAUCCAAGAAGUACCAUUUGUGGCAUACCAAGUCAUGACUCUGGAGAAUCUAAUUGGGAUAGUUAGAACGUACCAAAAAGAAAAGAUUUUAAAUGUUUUCCAAUACAUUAAAUAUGCAUGGAAGAAUGUGCAAACACUAUUUUUGUCAUCUGAAGCGAUAGCAACCAGCAAUGUUAAAUCAAUCUAUAUAGCUGAGCCUAAAAUAUUGCAAUAUAUUUCGAUUGAUGCCAACGAAACCUUAGUGACCCACGUUCAAAAUAUUACCAAGAACUUCGUAAUGCGAGCAACACAUCGGGGAUUACUGACUUAUGAUGACGAAAAGUUUGGUCUUCGCUAUAGUCCAGAAAAACAGUACCUGAAAGGAAAGUUCAACUUCUACGAUAAAAACUCAAUUACAGAAACGCUGAAAACGGUGAAUCGGUUCAAGUUGAAUGAAGAUAUAAAAACUAAUCUGAUACAAGCCCUGAAGCUGGAUAUGAUUCAAAUAUACAAAAAUUUCAUCAUACUGAGAGCGGUGGAAAUCAGAGAUGGAAUCAUGAAAAUUCGUAUGAGGCUAAAAAUACUCAAAGGCUCUAACGAAAUAAUCGAUAGUGAUUAUUGGAGAUUCGAGCUUGACCGCGUUGAAGCUAUGAAACUGAACGUAAAUUCUAGGAACGGUGAUGAUUGCAAACUUGGAUAUAUGUGGUAUUCUGAUAAAUACGCUAUCACUAUCGAUUGUACAGGUUCCACGGUUGAACAAUUUGAAGAUAUCUUUAAGGCUGAAAUGGAACCAUCCGAAUCGAUGACAGUUGACAAAAUAAUGAGCGCAAUACAUACAUUCAGCAGGAAUAUGGCUUCACUAGAGAAAGAAGUUUCAGAGGAUAAUCCUUUUGCUUUCGACGUUUUACUAUUGGGUAUUUCUGCUGAUGAUGACGGCAUUCAAACCGGUGGAAAAAUAGUUUCUCACAAUGGAACUAAAUGGAGCCAGCAUAAUCAGGAUGCGACGGUUGAUCUGGUUCUGCGAGACAAAUUAAAACUUGUGAAAAAGGGAGAUGCUGAUACAUACAAGAUUAUGAAUGAUACCACUGUAAUUUAUGACUCGGAAACCAAUGAUUCGAGGUCGGUGAAAUUGAUAUGGCCUCACUAUUUCGUUUCACAGUCCAAGGACGGUCCAUCAUUAUAUCUAUUCAAUGAGAAAAAAGUGAAGAAAUUAACUUCCGCUGAAAAACUGAGUCUUCUAAGUAACAAUCUGGUGAUAGUUACAACAGCUGACAAUAACACCAAACUUAUGCUACUACCUGUAAGGUCAUUAGAAGAAUCGAAAAUCGAUGUCUUAGCAAUGCAAACCUUGAACCUGUGUCCAAACGUGUCACGUGUUACCUCCUACGAUAACGGAGGAUUAGAACUCGAUGGCUUGUCGAACGAAUAUAUCUUUACCAGUAGCAAAAUUCUUCCAGGAGCGAACCAAACCAAAUACGGCUGGUAUGAGCAUAGCUACGAUCUAAAAACCGGUGAAAUGAGGCGGAGUGUUAGAAAUAGUAAGGGCGAUUGGAUAAAAAAUAUCGAACCGGAAGUCGAGAACGAACACGAGAAACCCAACUCUAGUGCAGUCAUUACAGAUAAGGCAGGGCGUUUGGUUGUAGUGGACGUAAGUCCUCUGGAUGUAGAGGAUGGCGAGUACUCGUACUACGGAUUUGAGCUGUAUGAAAGAACUUUAUUCAACAAAACGAAUCGAUGGACAUUCGAUGUUAAGAAUUUGGAAACGAUAGAAGGAAAACGCUACCUCGAACUGACAGAUGGGAAAUCUUUCGAAGGGCUCCUCAACAUGAAAAGAGCGAAUGAAACAUACAUAUUCGCAUGUUGGUUGAGAACAGAUACAAUACGGAAGGUUGGGGACAAAGUUAGCAAUGUAAAAAUCAAACCUGAAUAUGAUGAUCAGGUUGUUACUGUUGGUGAAUGCAAAGUAAAACACACUAUAGCUGCUCGCUGGUAUUAUGUUGAAAUGAAUAUAACUGCAUCGAUUCCUGCAACUGUAAUUGUUGAGGUAAAACCUGAAACAGGGAAACGUUUGAGCGUCGAUCAUGUUCGGUUCUCCCCAAUAAAUGUUAACUUUCGAGCUUACAUGUAUCGUCAACCAUUCUGGGGAGUCAGUAAUGUGAUGUACAAUAACGGAUUGAUGACCCAAUAUCUGUUGGAUUCCCAUGGAAAUCGGGUGGUAUAUGUUUCGGAAUUGGGAGAGGUAACUGAUUUUAUAACGUACUCCAAGUCGUACUUUAUUAGAAAUUCGAAUAAAUUUCCACAUGUCAUGGAGGUGAGACCAAAGAUUGGAGAAAUCGAGUGUUUUAAUAAUUUAUCAAGAUGGAUUCAAUACAACCAGGAUCAAUGGAUAAUACAGAGCGGUACUUUGACUCAUAAACCAGAUUCGACAGAUACUAUUGAGAGAAAAGUAUCCACAAGUUGUGAUUCUUUUGUUGUCAGAUUCGUAUACAACCUUUAUUCUAACGAUGCUGUUGUAAGUCUCUCAUUUGGUGACACGUCUAUUGAUGUUCUCUGCAAAUCCUACAAGUUAUGCGAUACCGUACCUAGUUAUGGUGAAAUAGUUGUGUUUAUAUCGAAAUCGCACUACGCCUUAUGGUUCGAAGGCACCCUCGUUUCUGAACAAUCUCAUAGCUUGCCAAAUAUUGAAAAAUUCCGCCUAACUAUAGGCGGUUUAGUAGUGAUCAGUGAAAUGCUAGUACUGUAUGAUCCUUCAGUGAAGAUCACAUACUACAAUCGAUUGGGAUUACCAAAACAAACACUCAUCAUGGAAGAUCAACGCUCUGUAAGGAUGAAGGAAGUUGUGUACGAUGAAAUCGAUCGAUCAGUCAUCACAACGAAAUGGACCACCGUGAGCAAGGAAGGAAACGUCUUUUUUGGUUUCCACGAGAAUUUCAUCAAACCUGUGCGAUCAAAUCAGCUGGAAGGACUUGUUAAUGACUUCAAUCCGAACUGUGAAGGAUAUCCGUAUUUCAAGAAAGACUAUGCGAACAGUCCCAUUACAGAGGAUGUGAUAAUUUCAAUGCCGGGAAAAGUGUAUUCAAAAGAUAGCAAGUACUCUAGACAGCUGACGAGGUUUUCUAAAUAUGGAGUUAUAGAAAAAUUAUUUCCCGCCACACAUGGUUUUACACAACGGGUGGAAAUCAGACAGAAUAAGACGUACCACAUUGUUGUUAACAAUGUGCAAAACCAGAAAGUAGCGUACUUCAUUGCAGCUGAUAAAUCCGAAGAACGGUUAACUACUUAUGAAUACGAUGAAGAAGGACACCUUGUUUUGGAAUUGCCACCUAUGUAUCACAGCGCUACUGGUACAUUGAGUUUUUCGGAUCCAUUUUGGGAAAAAUCGUUGACGCUAAGAGAAGCACGAUUGCAGGAAAGCUGGGGUGUUAAAUAUACCUACAACGACAAAGGUCAAAUAUUAAGCAAACGAAUGCCGGAUUCUGGAACUGAACACUAUAUCUACGAUGACGACGUUAUUAGAUUUCUUGUGCACAAAGACAGAAACAACGCAACCGAUAAAGCUGUAUUUUUCUUGUAUGGAUUGAACGGUCAAAUUGUCAAGGAAGUGUUAGUAAAUAUCACAUCUUUUGACUUUGAUCAGUAUUCUAGCAACGAUACAUUGGCGCCCAAUUCUAAUAACUUUAUCGAAUAUUACCACGGAGAGUAUGAUGAAAAUCCUGAUUUAAGAUACAGAUCACAGCAAUCACUAAGACGAGUUGAUGAUAAGCAUAUAAUGGAGAGUUUGAUGUUUGAUAACGCUAACAAAAUUGUAAAAAAGAUAUACAUCGUUCCAACAAUGAAUACAUCCUACUCAAUCGAUUACGAAUAUCUCAACGACAAACUGACCAUGAUUCGAUACCCGAUUGGUGUGAACGGAAGCGAUUUCAAGGUCAGUUAUGAGUACAACAAUGCUGGAGACAUGAUCUCAAUUGGAACUACAGCAAACCCGGAAAGGUUCAUCAAGCUUCAGUACAACGCAGAUGGGUUGGUUCAACAAAUGCAGUUUGAACCAGGUUCCAGUUAUUCCUACAAGCGUGCAUUCAGCUACAAUGAACCAGGUUAUUUAGAACGCAUUAAUGACGACUUUUUAGAAGAAACGGUGAGCUAUCUGGAAGAUGAUGGAUAUGGCAGUACUUUGUCCAUGAUUUUCGAAGGAUUGAUCUCCAGAACUGCCUUUAAUGCCAAAUGGCAUGAUCGAAGUAAUCCCACGCUAUCGACACUUCAGUUGAACUGUAUAGAACAUCUCAACAAAACAGUUGCCGAGUUUUGCAUUAAGGCUCUACAGUCCAAGGGAUACUAUAACAAGCAUUUGCACCCACUUAAGUCGUUCUAUCCGAAAUUAGAUGACUCGGUAAGCGUGGCCUGCAGAAAUAAACAAUUUCGUGCUGCAUUUCAGGCGAAUGAGUUCCCUUUGUACUAUGGUCAUUCUUACGAUUAUGACAGUCACGAACAGUUGAUAAGAACCAAGUAUUUCCAAUCAUCAACAGAAGCAAAUUGGAAGCCGCUAACAGAGACAAGCUUUUCUUCCAUCAAAGGUGUAGAAGAUCCUAUGUCGAAGGAUAUCUGGAAUAUACUUACGAAGAACGACUUCAUUUCUGCGCGUUGCUUUAACCCUGGAAUGUGUGACGGAGUACCUGGAAAUCAAUCACUGCUCAACACCCGCAUACCAAAUUUCUCGUACGUAACCGCACUUAUACUAAAUGCUAUUUCCAAAAAUGAAACCUUACCAGUGGUUGGUUUUACACGAAGGUGCUUACGAUGGUUUGAAAGUACUGGACUUGAUAAGCAUGAAUUUUGUGAUGAUUUGGAAAAAUACUUGAAAACUAAUUUUAUGAUUGGCGAACAUUCUAACAGUACACUAAACGCAUUAGGACUCAAUUUACGCAGUGUGCUUAACUCCUACACCGAAUACAUUCCACAAAUCGUUCAAGUCCUUCACGAGCAUUUUGCUACACGCCUAGGUGAAUCUCCCGCCGAUGUAUUAUCGUGUAGUUUGGAUGCAAACGGAAACUAUCGUCUGUUCAGACAAGGAUUCGAUCGGUAUUGGUUUGAUCUUACCGAUGGAACCAAUCAAAUACAUACCAUUACGAAAACAGACAUUCAGAAUUCUACGAAUCUUUUCAAGAUGAAACACAACGGUGAAGGAAGCGUCACGGUCGCCGAGCAUAAGAAUAUAACCCGAAUCGAGUAUGACCUCUUGUUGAAUCGUCCAACCUGUAUUGUGAUGAAAGAUGGACGCAUGUUGAAAUUCGAAUACGAUGUACGCGGAGAACGGACAUUUAAACAAGUCAUAGAACGCGACGGCCACGUCAGUAAAGAAAAGUAUUACAUAAGAGAGUUGAAUAGGAACGUGCUGGUAGAUUUGCAACUAACGUAUGUGGCAAAAGGUAAAAUACCAGACGUGCAGGUUACCAGCUAUAUCUACUCCGACAGUGGUCUAGUUGGUUUUGUAAGGAAUGAUGAAUUUUACAGCGUAUUCGCCGAUCAUGAAGGUUCCACGAGGUUGGUAAUUAAAAAUGGCGAAGUGAAAGCUGCUUACGACUAUCUUCCGUUCGGAAUCAUUUUCCGUAAAGCCGAGAAAGAUUUGGAUGGAGCUAUUUCCUAUUUGUAUACCGGACAAGAGUGGGACGAAGAAACUGGCCUGUACAACUAUCACACAAGAUUGUAUGACCCACAAAUUGGACGUUUCUAUCAGGUUGAUCCCAAGAGCCAGUAUGCCAGCCCGUACGUGUAUGCGGGUAAUAGUCCGAUAGGUCUGGUGGAUCCAGAUGGUCAAUUCUUCAUGACGUUGAUUGCCAUAGCAUUGGCGGUUGUUGGUGCAUAUCUUGGAGCAGCUGCGGCAAAUGGAUCAUGGAAUCCUGCCGAAUGGAAUUGGAAAAGUAUCAGCACCUGGUUGGGGAUUAUAACUGGUGCAUUCAUGGGUGCGACACUACCCUCUACUGCAGCGUCAACACUCACGUACCUUACGUCGACCCUUGGAUUAAGUUUGAGAACAUCUGUGAGCAUAAUGGUUGGUAAUGGAAUAGGAUUCACCUAUCUAAGUAUGGCCGCUGCAAACAAUGAUUGGAACCCUGAAAAUUGGGACAAAACAUCGCCAGCCACAUGGAAUGCUUUCUUCGCUGGCGUUUCAACGAGCUUAACGAUCAUUACGAAUCCACAUAAUUUAGCCAGCUCAUAUACUGCAAUCACCUCUACAGUUGGCAAGGGAUUAUUCGUCGGUGGCAAGUUAAUACUAACCACAGGGUUUGCUUAUAUGUUGGGAGUUAUACAGCAGAAUGGAGAAUUUGAUCCCUCGAAGUGGGAUUUCACAAAACCAGGAUUAUACAUGGCAUUGUUCAAUGGUGCUGUGAAGGCCACUGGCACAGUUAACUUUAUAAGCAACUUACCAAAAAAUGUAAAAACAUUGAUCAAGAAGAUCUCAAGCUUCCUAAGCAACAAAGAACUGAGCAAUUCGAUCUUCAAGUUCAAUAAAUAUCUAGGCAAAGGCUGGUUGAAAACACUAUUGAAAACGCCCUACUUUAUUGACGUGAAUUUUGGAAACAAUCAAUUGGCCGGGAAAAAUGUAUUCAACAUUUUCCUCUACACAACGGUUUGUUCUUUGAGGAUAUGUACGAUAGUAGAAAAAGGUAAUGUCCCAGGAUUUGGCGUGCUGCUAGAAGUUAUCGGAAGCAUUAGAAAAAUUGGUUCAGCAUCCAAUCAUUUGGUGAGUGAUUUAAAAUUCGCAUCUAAGGAUGUUGCUAUACAACCCGUAGAAGUUGAUGCAAGAAUACAACGACCAGUACGCAGCGUGGCACACAAUAUUGACGAUUCAGAACACGGUAGCGUAUCAUCCGGAGCACCGAAAAUAUCUCGACCAAUACUAAAUAUUCAUAGCUUCCGACUUUUAAUCAAUGGUUUAUCCUCCCCAACAGAAAAUUUAAAGGAGAUCGACAUCUUCAGAACUCAAACUAGUUCACCAAACAGGAAAACAUUCACAAUCUCCAACUGUUUUAAAUUCAAAUACAUCGAGAACGACGACGCCCAGCAUAUCAAAUGUUUUGGACGUCGCUCCCAGUUUUCCAUCCAUUACACAACUACGAACGAUGCGAUAACGCAGGAUCGCUUUAAAUAUUGUUUUCCCCUCAGCUACAACGGUAUCCCGAGUGUUUCUUGCGAAGGGGAGCAGUCUUCAUUACUGUUUUCCGCCAUCGAAACUCCAAGAUUGUUCGAUUACACCGAUGGAUGGAUUCUGCUGGCUCGCGUUAUGCCGGCUGCAAUAAAAAAUAUCGUGUCCGGCGUGAAAGGGGUUUUUGGCUGGGGUCGAACUUGUUUCCAUUCAAAGCCCAUAUCAGAAGCGGAGAUCAAUUCUUUGAUUACGGAUCUGGACAUACUCGGUGACUUGAUGGAGAUGGACGUGAGUUCGGAAUGGGCGCAGAAAGCUGUCGAUGAGCUGCGAGAAGACAUUGUGGAGUUUUUGCAUGAGCCAGUUAAAAAUUUGCCAGCGUAUAAUAUUUUGAAGGAAAGAGUUGAUGCGGUGCAGUGUGAUGUUUUGGAAGAUAUUGAAAUGUCCAUGAAUAUGAAUCGAAUGAGAGCUUCUCUAGGUGAAGCAAUGAUACAAGAGUGUGGAAUUCGUCUAGCAAGGGAUAUCCAAAGUGUAAUGGAAAGAGCAUUGGAAUGCUCAGACAUUGUCGGGCUUCUGGUAUGAGCGCAAUCAAUAGUAUUUUUAUGUCAUUAUAUUCAAUUCCUUUUUGUACGUAUCUAUUAAAAUAAAUUGAUCCAAUGAAACUAUCUAAAGAAUCGAUAGGUAUUUCCGGCGAUCAAAAAAGUUACACACAACUUCAAUCUAAACCAGCAUCGUACAUUCUCGAGUAAGCACAAAAGAUUAUAUUGGUAUUUUGGUCAAAUAA
Molecule: messenger RNA, 10111 nt
Organism: Armigeres subalbatus
Lineage: Eukaryota; Metazoa; Arthropoda; Insecta; Diptera; Culicidae
Exons: 1
Coding region: 52-9909 (3285 amino acids)
Source: RefSeq, a predicted model, not a curated record